GGGCUGGGGAUUUGAGUCCUGACAGCUUCUGUCCCUGUCAGUGCAACAAUCUUCUGCCCAGCUGCAACCAUGCUGCUGCUGCUCCUACUGCUGCUGUCAUCAGCUGAUGGCGAGGCUCAGCAUGUGACAGGUCAGAAGAGGAAUGGAUCGUGUGUUUGUGAGGUGGACUCCAAAAUGUGGUCCUUCCCUGCUGUGAGUUAUGGGACCGUGCUGCAGCGGGUUGAGUACUGUGAAGUAUCGCUGAAGAGCCUGCAGGAAAAGGUGAAGUUGUCCAACCAGCGGCUCCCUGAGAUCCAGGCUCUGAUCAAGAACAUGACAGAACGGUUGGAGCCUCACCAGUACCUGCACAACCAGGGCCUGUACACAGACCUGUCAUUGCACCUGCUGGGCCAGGAGCUUAGCCAGCUGGAGACAGAUAUCAGUGCCAUCCACAGCCAGUUUAACAGCAGCCAAACACACACACUCUCCAAAGAGGUGGGUAAACUGCGUACAGAUGUGGAGAAGAUGAAAAUGUCAGACACAAUCAACAUGAAGACUGUCAAAGAGAAGCUGCGCUACCUAAAGAAUGCCGCAGAGUCCUGCAAGUCUAUCCCCAAAGACUUCAGAGGCCGGAACAGAUACUGCCUCAAGGGCCUGAUGUCCAACAUCAGUGAUCCUGUCAUUACUAAAGUCAGUCCCUAUGGGAAGAGUACCAUCUCUGGUUCCUGGGGCAAACAGGCCCAGGUGGACAGUGAGGGACAGAAAAACAGCUACUGGGUUCAGCCUCUGCUCAACAGCAACAUCUGGGGCAACACCUUGCGGGUCUACCAAUCCUAUGAAGACUUCAUGGCGUCCGCCAACCACAAGGACUUUACCCUUGCUCCAUCUUUCAGUGACACCAAGACCCUGGAGGGCCCCAGUGCUGUUCUGUAUGGAGAAGCACUGUACUAUCACUGCUACCGCUCUGCAGAUAUCUGCCGCUAUGACCUCAAAAGCAACACUGUCAAGCGGGUGACACUGCCGGGCACUGGCGUGGGAUUCAACAACAAGUUCCCAUAUUGUUACUAUGACUGCCGUGUCAAUAGUGAUGUGGACGUGGAGGCAGACGAGACAGGGCUGUGGGCCCUCUACGCCACUGUUGGCAACCACGGUAAUCUUGUGGUGAGCCGCCUAAUCUGGGACAGCGAGGCUGAGAUGCUCAAUGUCUCACAGACAUGGGAGACGAAGUUGUUUAAGAAGGCAGUGAGUAACGCCUUCAUGGUGUGCGGUGUGCUGUAUGCCACUCGUUAUGUGAACGAAUACAGCGAGGAGGUGUUCUACGCCUUCGACACAGCGUCAGGCAGAGAAGACAACACGCUCGCACUGCCGAUGGAGAAGGUCGCCAAAGGAGUGGCCAGCCUGAGCUACAACCCCACCACUAGGCUCAUCUACAUGUACAAUGAUGGCUAUCUGCUGGCCUACCAGGCCCACUUCUGAUCUCCAGCUGCUGUAACUGGCUGGUUCUACUUCUUCUUGUCACAUGACACUCACAACAGGAAAUAAAUGUGCUAGAAUGGUCAUCUCAGAAUAUGUCAAACUGUAUCAGAUAAUCCAGGGUACAUAUCACAUAUUGUAACAAAUUUUUUUAACUCAGAAUGCUACAAAUUAUUAAAAAGCAAAUAUAAUAAAAAAAUUAAUAACUGAC
This is a messenger RNA of Plectropomus leopardus (leopard coralgrouper), 1663 nucleotides long. Its product is annotated as olfactomedin-like. The record is from RefSeq and is a predicted model, not a curated record. Gene Ontology annotation, biological process: signal transduction. Lineage: Eukaryota; Metazoa; Chordata; Actinopteri; Perciformes; Serranidae.